CAUGCAAUCUCUCCACUAUAUAUAACAACCUCAACCUUCCCAGGUUCAAAAAUUAAAUGUUCUUCCGAAUUUUUAUUAAUGAAUUGAUUAAUAAAUAAUAAUAUAUUAAGUAUUAAAAUAAGAUUAAUUAAUGACACUAAGAGAAAUCUCGAUGCAGGAGGGAAUCUCCUCCUCUGUGGCGCAUACAGCUAAAAUAGACCCGCAAAGAGCUAAGAUCUCUCGCCGUCAAAGAGUAGAGAUCCAACGUCUGAAAUCAGUCUGCCAAGCACCGAAAUACGGCGUCGUUACAUGCAAGAAUGAGGAUAAUUGUGUAGUACAGCACGGCGUGGUGUCGGUGAUGGGAAGGAGGAGAGCAAUGGAGGACACAGUAAGAGUAGAGAAAGAUUUAGUUUCUAGAAAGUACGAUUACUUCGGAGUAUACGACGGUCAUGGAGGUAGUCAUGUGGCGGAAGCAUGUAGAGAUCGGAUGCAUGCGAUUUUACGAGAAGAGAUGGAGAGAUGGAAGACGUGUAGGAAGAUGAACAGUUGUGAUGAUCAUGAGGAUAUAGAUUGGGAGAAGGUGAUGGGGAGGUGUUUUGAAAGGAUGGAUGAAGAAGUUGGAAGAGGAGAGAAGGGAGAGAAUGUGGAAGAAAUGACGGUGGGGUCCACGGUUGUGGUGGCAGUUGUAGGGAAAGAAGAGGUUGUAGUGGCUAAUUGUGGGGAUUCAAGAGCUGUUAUUUGUCGUAAUGGUGUUGCCGUUCCUUUGUCCCUUGAUCAUAAGCCCGACAGACCAGACGAGUUGGCUAGAAUUGAAGCCGCUGGUGGUCGAGUAAUAAACUGGAAUGGUCAUCGUAUCUUGGGAGUUCUUGCGACUUCUAGAUCAAUAGGAGACUAUUAUCUAAAACCAUAUGUGUCAUCAACGCCCGAAGUUAUGAUCAGCAAAAGAACAGAAGCUGAUGAAUUUUUGGUACUCGCUAGUGACGGUUUAUGGGACGUAGUCUCUAAUGAAGUUGCGUGUCAAGUGGUAAGACGAUGUCUUAAUCGAAAGAUCAAAUCUCAAGAGAUUUUAAACCGUAUUAACAAAAUAAGCAGUAAUCGAGCAGAAGUCGCUGCUGUUUUACUAACCGAAUUGGCUAUCGCUAAAGGAAGCAAGGACAAUAUUAGUGUAAUUGUAGUAGAUUUAAGAAAAUUCAGUAGAUGUACAUGUUCAUAGAGCUUCUCUAAGAGAAGACUAAUCUUUCUGUUUAGUCACCACAGAAAGAUGGAACAUUGAUUUUUGACAUUUUCUAUACUGUUUUAUGGUGGUUAUUACUUGUAAUUGGUUUCUUGUACAUCUGAUUAGUAAAAGCUAAUCGAUUCAUUAAGCAAGGUUUUUAUUGUCCUUCUA
Molecule: messenger RNA, 1366 nt
Organism: Amaranthus tricolor (Joseph's coat)
Lineage: Eukaryota; Viridiplantae; Streptophyta; Magnoliopsida; Caryophyllales; Amaranthaceae
Product: probable protein phosphatase 2C 8
Exons: 3
Coding region: 131-1192 (353 amino acids)
Biological process (GO): protein dephosphorylation
Cellular component (GO): nucleus; cytosol
Molecular function (GO): cation binding; protein serine/threonine phosphatase activity
Source: RefSeq, a predicted model, not a curated record